Molecule: messenger RNA, 1642 nt
Organism: Ostrinia furnacalis (Asian corn borer)
Lineage: Eukaryota; Metazoa; Arthropoda; Insecta; Lepidoptera; Crambidae
Gene: CPR15
Product: cuticular protein RR-1 motif 15
Exons: 3
Coding region: 93-1013 (306 amino acids)
Cellular component (GO): chitin-based extracellular matrix
Molecular function (GO): structural constituent of chitin-based larval cuticle
Source: RefSeq, a predicted model, not a curated record
AUAGGUAUAUAACGGCGCAUCGCUCUGUUAGCAUCACAGUCGGUACAGCGCUUCCAUCGGUAGUCCUAGCACAUUACAUUAGCUUAUUAAAAAUGAAAUUGCUCGUAGUCGCCGCCAUCCUCGGAGUCUGCUUGGCAGACCGCCUGGACAACAAAUACCUCCCUCCUAGAGGAAACCAGGGUGCCGGCUACGGACCUGGCUUCAGCGGUGCUGGUGGUUUCGGCGGCCCCGCUGCCGGCGGCUUCGGCGGCCGAGGCUCCGGCUUCGGCCAGGGAGGAGCCGGUGCUGGAUUCGGUGGAGCUGGUGCUGGUUUCGGUGGAGCCCAAAACUCUGGAAAUGCUUACGGCGCUCCCGCUGGCCAGUUCGGAGGAGCUCGUGGUUCUUCCUCAGCCGACGCCAACGCCCAAAUCCUCAGACUAAACAGUGACGUCACCGCUGAGGGCUUCUCCUACGACUUCGAGACAUCCAACGGAAUCCGCGCUGACGCGUCUGGAGUCGCCACCAACGGCGUCCAGUCUCAGGGAAGCUUCGCGUACAAGGGCGACGAUGGUCAGGACUACAGCAUCACCUACACCGCUGACGAGAACGGCUACCAGCCCCAGGGAGCUCAUCUGCCCACCCCCCCUCCGAUCCCCGAGGCUAUCCUGAAGUCUCUGGAGCAGAACGCCCGUGACGAGGCCGCAGGCAUCGUUGAUGAUGGUACCUACCGCGGUGAGGGUGCGGGCGCUGGCGGUGCUGGUGGCUACUCCAGCGGCGGACCUGGUGGCUACUCCGGUGCUGGUGCCGGUGGCUUUGGAGCUGGAUCUGGUGCCGGUGGUUUCGGAGCUGGAUCUGGUGCUGGCGGUUUCGGAGCCGGCGCUGGUGCUGGCGGUUUUGGUGGCUCCGCUGGCGGAGCCGGAUUCGGUCAGAAAUCCUUCGGUGGUGCCGCGUCCCGCCAAUACCUCACCCCCAACUCCGGCCCACGAGGCUCCGGCUCUGGCAACUUCAACUCCCAAACCGGCUACAGAUACUAAACUCCGCGCCGACUGAUGAUCGAGGGCAACCCGCGGUAAAACGCAAUGUAACAUUCUUAACGCAAUAGUAGUUCGGUAUUUAAUGAAAUUGUAACUUCAAUGCAAACCUUGUUGUGAUAAAGACUUGUAAGAUAGCAUUUUAAUUUGAAAGAUGGGCUUGCUUUGAAGUAAUAAUUUUUAUACGAACCAAAUUUAAUGUUACGAUCAUUCGAAUAAUUUAAAUUCAUUUUUAUUUUUGUUUCGUCGUAUAUAUUUUUGUAUCCCUCUAUCAUCAUUUUAAGAUGUUACCAUUAACGAUAUUAUGCUGUGAACUGAUGUAUGUGAUGAUAUUUUAUGCCCACUAUUAUUAUUUCUAUACCACUUGUUAUAAAUAAUAGUAGUUUUAAGUUUGUUCAUACAUGCAAUAUUCUUUGUUAAACUCAUACAACUUUCCUGUCUAUUAAUGUGAUCUCAAAUAAUUUCUGUAAACUUCUCUCUGUGAAAUUUCUCUCUUGUUAAUAUCAUAAAUGUAUAGAAAAUAAGUUUUACAUACAGCAACGCAAAUGGACAGUACUAGAACUAAGAAGAAAAUGUAUAAAAAAAUGUUUUGUACAAUGAUAUAGAUGUAAGUUUGUAAAUACAACGAAUAU